Messenger RNA from Cryptotermes secundus, 779 nucleotides. RefSeq names its product armadillo repeat-containing protein 7. Bases 145 to 756 code for a protein of 203 amino acids. Lineage: Eukaryota; Metazoa; Arthropoda; Insecta; Blattodea; Kalotermitidae. The record is from RefSeq and is a predicted model, not a curated record. The transcript has 4 exons. Gene Ontology annotation, molecular function: protein binding.
GUUUAGGUGAUGUUCGGCGGCUACGUUUCCAACGAUUUCCAGCAAGUAACAAGGAGUUAGCAACGUCUGGAAGUCUGGAAGGUGUGGAAAGUCUGGAAUGCUGUAUUUGAUUGAGGUUAUAAUCAUAUUAAUUAUUUAUGACCGAUGUUCAGUAAACCUGAACAUCUUGUUAGACGAACUGGUAAAAAGGGAGUGGGUCGAUAUGACUACUUGAAACAAUUAGUCUCGGAGUUUAAAGAAACAAAAUCAGACGAAGCUAAGGAGCAGGUGCUUGCAAAUUUGGCCAACUUUGCCUAUGAUCCCAUUAAUUAUGAAUAUCUGCGUAAGUUAAAUGUGAUUGACCUAUUUCUAGACCAACUUUCUGAAGAAAAUACAAAUAUUGUCCAGUUUGGCCUUGGAGGACUGUGCAAUUUAGCCCUAGAUAUUGAGAAUAAGGAGUAUAUUGUGCAUUGUGGUGGCGUGCGGAUUGUUGCUGCUUGCUUGUCAUCGCGCGAUGAAGAAACGGUUCUGUCAGCAAUGUCAACACUUAUGUUUCUGGUCACACCACAGUCAAAACUAGAAGUUACAUCACCAGAGAUUGUGAAUUGCAUGCUUCGCUUCUCAAGAAGUCGAAACACUCGCCUAAAAAAUUUGGCAACAAUUUUCUUAGAAGAUUAUUGUACACCGGAACAAGUGGCAGAAGCUGCAGGGUCCGAGGUGCAUCCAGUAGCUGUAGAAGACAUCCCAGUGCCUCCGGUUGACUGUGUGCCUGAGUAAUUAUGUCAUUUGGGUGACUUCAC